GUUCGGUUGGAUGCUGUCAGUUGGGCUCCGUGAAGGCGCGUUUCGACCGCGUUCGCCUGGUGUGGGCCCGUUUAGUGUUGGAUGUUCUGCCGCUCGUUUAGGUACGCGUUUCGUUUGGCUAGCGUGGAGGUGCCGUGGAAGACCCGGGUCGAAAGCCCGGAAUAGUUCGUGUAACCCGGUGUGGUGGCGCCGCUGCCGACUUGUGGGAAGGUGAGGCAGGUCGAGGUCCGAGUUCCCGGGAAGAAGGAGGAUUUCAGUGAAAAUUGAGGAUUUUUGUUUGUUCUGGGUGGAUGGUUCCGGAAUGCGAAGUAGGUGCAGCGGAACCCGGCUUGGAAUACGGAGUUUUGCAUGCUUUCACAGGAUACGGAAAACUGGUUCCUGUUACACACCAACAGGGAUUGUGUAUUUGUGAGUGCGCGCGUGUGACGACGACGACGACGAAGAAGAGGAGGAUACACCGCUGAUUGGUACUGGUUGGUAACAAUAUCAACGUAACGAGAAUAUCCAGCAGUAGCAGCCGCAGCGGAAAGGCCACUUUUUGGCGCGACUUGGAGAAGUUUUCGGAAGCGAAUGGAUGGACGGAUGGACCGGGCGGAUGUUGGAGGAGAUCAUCAACCGGUGGCUGCCCUCCAUCAAUCCAGCCAGCAUUAAUUAACACCACACCACCGACCGGUCUGAUCUGACUCCCAUCCUCCCUAAACGAAGUGGGUGAUCCAACCAGAAUAAAACCAUCGCAAAAUUCCACCUCGUCAUCCCUCUGACUCAAAAGCCCGCAAAAUUAACGAGAUCGUGACACUAAGCCAGGUGGUAAAUUUAAACUAGAAAACUGCGGAUUAACGAACUGGAACGUGGCAGAAAAAUCCUGCCACUGCGCCCUGUUUGUGACAGAGUUCUAACCAGAAAAAAAAGAACCUCUCAAAAAGUGCAUCAACCGUGUGAAAAGUAACAGUGUAACUGUGGCGCGAGAAAAAUCCGUCAACCGAGGGACCGACUAAUUGAAAUUCGCCCACCAGAGGUCGUCGAGGGAAAAUCUUUUCGGGCAUGGAGCUGCGACCUCGUCGGACAGUGUCGGGCAGUGCUGGGCCAGAGUGAGUAAUUAGUGAGCGUGCGUCCAACGGCACGACGACGCGGAAAACUGGUGGGAAAGUAAGCGUGUUAGAUGUGAAAAAGACCAGAAUUGUGACAUCAGCCAAGCAGUGAAAAUGUUGGAUAAAUUGACGUUCUACGUUGGUGUUUAUCUACUACUGUUGCACAGCAGGAUCAAAGUUUCCCUGAGCUCGACGAUGACGCUGACCACGGAGGAAUCGGCCGGCCUGCAGCCCUACUUUGACUUUGAUGUCCAGCGCAAUCUGACCGUCACCGUCGGCCAGACGGGCUUCCUGCACUGCCGGGUCGAGCGGCUCGGCGACAAGGACGUGGCAUGGAUCCGCAAGCGGGACCUUCACAUCCUGACGACCGGCUCGUCGACCUACACCUCGGACCAACGCUUUCAGGUGAUCCGGCCGGAACACUCCAUCAACUGGACGCUGCAGAUCAAAUACCCGCAGGUGCGGGACUCGGGCGUGUACGAGUGCCAAAUCAACACCGAGCCCAAAAUGUCCCUGUCGUACGAGCUCACCGUGAUUGAACUUCGAGCCCGGAUACUGGGUCCGUCGGACAUUUUCGUCAAGUCGGGCAGCGAAAUCAUCAUGACGUGCGUCAUCCAGCAGGGACCGCACGACCUGGGCACGGUGUUUUGGUACAAAGGCAACGCCCUGAUAGAGUCCACGACGCAGGAGAACAGUGUCCACUCUGGCGGCGAGAACCAGCGGAUCACGGUGGAGACGGACUGGACGGACGGGCUGACGUCGCGACUCAAAAUAAAGCGGGCCGUGCAGAGCGACACCGGCAACUACACGUGUGUGCCGACGAUGGCCAAAUCAUCCAGCGUGUAUGCACACGUAAUUAGUGGUGAACACCCCGCGGCGAUGCAGCACAACGCCGGCUGCCGGACCACCGGAUCGCUUCUGGCACCCCUCGCGAGUCUCUUCCGGUUGCAGAAAAGCAUCCAGAGCUCGAGCACCAGCUGGUGGUGGUGGUCCACCGAGAUGACACUUGCCGUAGUCCAACUGGCCACCCUGGUGCUGGUCCACCUGGUGGCCACUAGUGGCAGCGGCAGCACCAUUUGGCACCACCCGACGCGGGACUCGAGAUGAAAGUGGCCCCCUCGAACGGUGGAUCUUAGCGUAAGCGGAAGACGAGGUAGUUCCGGAAGUAGUCGUUGUGAUGACGUUUGCUGGAGGAGGGUGGACCGACGGGAGGUGGUGGUGCUAUGAGGAGGGGGAAACGUCACCGAAGGGAGCUUAUCGGUAAGGUAGAUGUUUUUUUGUUGUUUUUCGUUUGGAGAAUAUCUCUGAAGUUGUAAAUAUUCGAGAAUGUGAGUGAACGCGAGCGCGAAGGUAGUUUUUGCCCCAAAACCAACACAAAGAAAUAAAAACAUAAAUAAAUCAAACUGUAAUAGUCGUGGAGCGAGUGUGUAUGUGCAUGUUUGCGAGAACGAAAGAAUUUCCAAAACAAAAAACAAGCAGAAAUUUAGCUGUAAGAUACAAUCAGAAACAAGAUUUAGUUGUAAUCUAGAACACAAUUGUAAAAAGCAGAGAAGCACUUAAAAAUACACACACUCACUCACAUACUGAACACAGAAUAAACGAAACAACACACAAACACGCAGAAAAAGAGCAUCCAUUCUCACAGACCACAGAAGCGUAAACGAAACGAGGGGAAAAAAGAAGCAGUCGCAAGUAAUGUAGGGAAGGAGAAAAAAGCGCUCUCUUCAAAGUUAAGGGAAAACGGGAACAAUUUCUCCUAGCAACGAGAAGCCCACGAUAUUUUCCCCGAAAGAAAAAAAAAGAAGAAAGUUUAAUAGCGUUUUGUACCAGCCAGGGAGAAAAAGGAAAAAGAAGCGUCCUUUCUUUGGACAGUGUAACCUGUCAAGGAAAGGAGAUAAGGUGGGAUCGGACAGGUGACUGAUGGGAUGGUGGACGGGGUCGUGCGGUGAUGGGAUGGCCCCUUAAGUGAUUGUUGGAGGGAUUUUUGGGUGUUUCAUAAAUUUUAGUUGCUUUAUUUUUUUCUUUUGUUCUGGCAUUUAUUUUAUUUUAAAUAUUGUUGCGCUCGCGGUAUGUAUUUUAAUAUUAUUAAACCAAUACUAAAAAUACUUCUGUCUUUCUUCAAGAGAAAUUUGAAGAAUUUACCUUUGAAAAAAAUUAUCUUCCGUCAGCAGUGGUGAAAUUGGGUACAAGUUUAAAAAAUGGUCGCAAAUUAAAGUUACGAUCGUGGUCCUUUUUCAAGGAUUAAAAAUCAGAUUGAUCAAAGUUUAAAAAAUAAUAAAUCAAAGAGCGAAUAUCGAAAAUCAACAGAUCGAAAAUCGAAAUAUUUUGACGACUUUUCAAUCUAGAUGCCUAAACGCCAGAGUUGCCAUGUUGAGCUGCGAGCUAUAUGAAACAAGAUUAUUACAAAUUCGAAAAGAACACCAAAAUUCCCAUGAUUUAAUAAGCAUUACGAUUGUCCACAGUUGAGUAGCAGAAAAUGUUUGUCUCAAAGUUCUGUCGCUUUGACCAAAGUUUUAAAAAAUAAGCAUAAUAUUCGUCAAAAUUUAAAAUCGUGAUCUAGUUCAGUGGUCCUUAGCCAGCUCAAUCCCGCGGGGCCAUUUUAACAAUUUGCUUCAGAUUCGCGGGCCACAUGUGAAAAUAUAAUUCAAAAUUCCUUUAAGUUGUAGAUUUUUUUACAUGACUUAUUUAAGUUGUGCAAAGAUAUUUGGAUUGAAGUUUUGAAAUAGCUUGAAACAUUUAGCCUCUUUUUACAAUGUUUUCUUUUGAAAUUAAUUUUGAAACUAACAUUUUUCAAUUUCGAUCUUGAAUUUAAAACUUAUGGAUACAUAUUUUUUGUUGUUGCUUUGAAAUCAAGAUUGUGAUUUAUUUUUUUCAAAAGUGGGUUUUUUCGUUGAACAUGUUUGAAAGAUUUUUCAAUCACUAUUGAAGGGCUCAAAAAAGUACAUUUUCAGUAUAUGAAUAUUCCAGUUAUAUUUUACCAAGCAAGCAGUGCGUGAUAAAAACUAUUGCUUCUGAAAAAUUGAAAAAUUGAAAAUAUUCUUGUGCAUUCUAUUUUUACACAAUAAGUGAAGUUGAAUAAGUGUUCAGAAGCUUUUUGAACCGAUAACUAAACGAAUUUUAGAUCAAUUAGUUCUACGUUUUGUGAACUGUUUUUUUACAUUUUUUAUUUAAGGAUGAGAUACUGCAAGAACAAUCAUGAAAUUUAAAUAAAUUAACAUUUUGUUAUGAAUAAAAUUUUCAAUUAAUAAUGAAACGAUACUUAUUAGAACUAGUAUGUCAAGCGUCAUGUCACAAAUCAUAAUUAUUUCAUACGGAGAUAUUGAAAGGAAAUAAUAGAAAAAUGUCUUCCAUCUGAUUUUAAGGACCACUCCAGCAAAGCAAACAAAAUUUCCAAAUAAUCCAUGUCUUAAUCAAUGGUUUCUUUAAAUUUGCAAAGCUUUAGUUGUUUUUGGUUGAAUUUUAUUGAAAAAAUACACCUAAUUUAAAAUUGGUUUACAAACCGAUUAUGAAUAUGAAAUUCAUUGAAUUUUUUUUCAGUAUUCUUAGCAUAUCUAUUUAAAAAAAAACUGGAAGUAACACAGUUAAAAGCAUCUCUGAGUUUCAAUAAUAUUUUUCAAAUGAAUUUUUGGCAAAAAAAAUCUUGAUUUCGUUUUUUUUUAAAUUAGUUUAAGAGAGGUUUUAAAAAUAAUCCAUAAAAAGAGCAUUAAGCAUCGUUUUGCCACAUUGUCCCUUGAUAUAUGGAGGUCAAUCUUGGCCAUAACUUGAUGUAUUUGAUUGUGAUUUCGAUAUUUUGCAGAAAGAUCCACACAGAGCCCAACUUGAUGUUUAGAAUAAUGAAAGUUUUUUUUUUCUAAAUUAAUGGCAUCCACAUUCAGAAUCUAAGUUUUUCAAAUUAAAUAAAAGUUUUAGUUAUUUUUCUUUAAUUCAAUUACUUUUAAUUUAAUCAUUUUAUAAAGCAAACUUGUUAAUGAUGUUACUAGUAAACAUGACAUGAAGACUACUAACUGGGCCGGAUGCCAUAGCAAUUUUAGAACCAGCUCAAGGGCCACAUUGAAGACCUCGGUGGGCCACAUGCGGCCCGCGGGCCACAGUUUGGUGACCACUGGAGUAGAAGAACUUUGGAGGAAGGUUAACAUUACGCCCAAGUAACAAGCAAAAUGCCUUUACUUCUUAACAGGUUUUAUAAAAGGUUUGAAAUUUGCUUUUCUGUUUUAUGAAAACAUUGAUCAAAACUUGCUGGGUUUAUGAUACGAAAGUUUUAAAAAUAUCUUUAAGAAUACUUUAAGAGCAUGGAAAAUAGUUUUAUAUCACACUUCAUUGUUUCUCUUAAAGCUAUCCCAGAGAGGUUAUUUAUAAGACUUUUAAGCAUUGUCAAAACUGCUUUGAAACUAAAUUAAAACUACUCUGUUCUAUGAAAGCAUAUUUUCAGAUUAUUUGAACUUGAUCUGUCAAAUCACAUUUUUUUGUACAGUCAGUCGGUUUAGUGUCAAAGAAAGUUUUACCAAAAUUUGUGAUCCCGGUAAACAAGUGAUACUUUUCGCCCGUUUCCGGCUCCAGCGCGGAUGUAACGGAGUACACCUAUCCGAGGGUGAUCGAGUACAUGCCGAUUUGGUCCAUUGACAUGCAUGGGCAGUAGAUGUUUUUUUCCGGCACGUGUUGAUCGAGUAACACGAGAAUCAUCAUGGGCGCCGAUUCCGUAGCUACCGUGAAGCCGACGCGCAGAAUCGACAAGCUACAAAUCAUCAGUUAGGCCAUCCGUUUGUCCGUCAGAGCCUUUCGAGGAUAAGCUGGAUAAGGCAUUCCGAGAAGCGGAUAAAUUCGUAGCGGAGUGCUAGUGUUUUAACGUUGGUCUAGUGUUGUUUAUUAAAAUCAGUGUUGUUGUGUCGACGGUAAAUUCCUUUAUGCGAGGAAAACUUAUGAUGAUCCCAAUCAAAUAAAUGAAUAAAGAAUAUGAAAAAAAAAUGUAUUUUGUUUUUUAUCCAACGAUGAAAAAAUAACCAUAAAAAACGUUUUGGAUCUACCUCCUGCUAACUAAAAUUCGCAUGCGCUACGGUCGCAGUACUACGCCUUUUGCUCUUGGUUAAAAUCGCCUUAAAGCUCAGUGCAGUCUACAUGUUCUUGCUUAAUCUUGAACAAGAGCUUCGCAAGAACAAAGCUCUUAAAGUUUCUUGUACAAGACCUUCUUAAGAAAAAUGGCCCUAAUAACUGCUUUGAGUAAGAGAGAAUAGUUUUUAUGAGUUCAGCCAUAUUAACACGAAAAAGCAAUGGCCAAAAAUGGAAGCCUUGUUGAUUGUUUAGAAAAAAAAAAUUAAUCGGUCCAUCAAAAUAAAAAAUCGAUGCAAUUUUGAACGAUUCAUGCCUUCGAUGCAUAUUUUUUCGAGGUAUCUAAGAAAACUGACCAGUGAAAUUUUGAUGGCAAGAAUUUUUCAGUUAGAACGGCUGCGUAAAGUCACAGUAAUUUAUUAUUUUGAUAUUAUUUUAUAGUUAUCAAUAUAAUUUUAUCUUUUUUCAUUGGCCAUUUGUGAUUUAUUUCAUAAAGAAUUAUUGAAUUUAACGAGAUUAUAAUUAGAACUGAUUUUCCUUCGACAAAUCAAUUUUAUCUUCAACGAGAGAAAACAUCUUUAAUGAAAGUUUAUUUCAGUCUUGAAAACCUCUUCUGUGCGGUUAUAAAUUUAAGAAGCUUGAGCAUAAGUUUUAUUUAAGCAAUUAAAUACACCUGCAGAAUGUUUUAAAAAUCAAUGUCUAUGCUGAUGAGUUUUAGAUGACUCCUAAUAAAUGGUCAUGAUAACCUCCUAAAAUAGUCCACUUUGCUCUUAAAUCAGGUUUAAUGCUGAUUUAUUGUUGUCCUGGAGAUAAAAUGGCUUUAUGGUCAUUUUUAGCUAAGAUAACUUCAAUCUCUCCUCAAGAUAGGUACAAAACUGAAAAAGUUACUUGGGCGUUAUUGCGCGAUAAGUGCAAAGGGGAAUGAAAACUAUUUAAAGAUUUUUUCAAUAACAAUUGAUCUUUUGGAUUUAGAUAAAGCUAACAAGUAAGAAAUAAAGUCUAUUAUCGAUUGACUUUUGGAAUUUUUUGCUAAGUUGCCUUUUUCAUUGGAAUUUCUGAGAUCCGAAUUGAAAACGCGAGAAUGAGGUUAGAUUGCUUAUUUUGAAAAUCAAUCAAAUUUAAAUUUUUUUGAGACAAAGUUUUGCUUUUAUAGUAAAAGUGACUUUAAAAAACAUUAGUCCACUUGAAUAAUCAACUUUUUCAAUUAAUUCAUUCGGUUUUGAUUGAUUGAAAAAUUUCCAAAUUUUGAAUCAGAUAGUGAACAGGUUCAAUCGGCCAUCACACAUAUAUUUUUGUUUAUAUCAAUUAAGCUCUUUAUUUCUUACCUUAAAAUAGUAAUUUCAAACCAGUUUGAUUUCUUUAGGAUAUAAUAUAAUAUAUAGGACAUCACCCCAAGUUUCAUCGUCCUCUAGUGGGGGGUAAUUUUGACGUUUUAUCGUCUAUCGUGUGGGGCAGUAUGCACCGGUUAAAAGCAGUUUUCACUAGUCACCACUAGAUGACACUGCUGUGUGUAGGCUAAAAAAAUAAAUUAGAAAUACUUUUUUUUAAUGCUUUUAGACUCAUCUAUCCAUAGAAUAAUUAAGAUUUGGCAAAAACUAUACAACUCAACAUUUACAAUAUCAAUAGGUGGAGAGGGGGUAAUAUGCACCCCCGGGGCAAAAUGCACCCCCUGCUUUUCUCGAUAUUGGGAAGAAUUUUCUUGGGAAAAAUCAAAGAAAUUUGAAGCUUAACAUUGUCAAACCACGGAAGAAAAAUUUCACCAAAAGCAUUUAUUUAUUUUGUAAGUAUUGAUUUUUAUAGUUGCUGCCAUAAUAAUCAUAAUUCUAUGAAUAGAUGAGUCCUAAAACAUUAAAAAUGUAUUAUUAGUUGAAUUUCAUGCAUAAAUCGUGGUCGGGGCAAAACGCACCGCUGUGAUGCUCCUAUGUAAACAGCGGUGUCAUCUAGUGGUGACUAGUGAAAACUGCUUUUAGCCGGUGCAUUUUGCCCCAUUGUUGUAGUGCAUUUUGCCCCAAUUUUGUGGUGCAUAUUGCCCUGCAUGAUUGUUUGGAAUGAAUCAAAAAUGUUUUUAGAAAUUUGCUAUUUUUGAACAAUUUUUAAGGUUUUCAAGACUUUUUUCACAUGAAUGACGAAAGAAUAAUAGUUUGUUUUAGAACAUCUACAAAAUUCUUCCACAGAAAAUCUUUUAUGGCUGAGAUAUAUCCAAAUUUUUAUAAUGGUCUUUUCUACAUAUUUGUAGAACAUUAUUACAGUCUAAAAAAUAACCCUGCAAAGUUUGAAAAAAACACGAAAUUUUGAAAUUAAAAAUUUUCAAAACAAUUAGUUAAUUAUAUUAAUUUUGUUCUAAAUGAAAA
Culex quinquefasciatus (southern house mosquito) is the source of this 8482-nucleotide messenger RNA. RefSeq names its product zwei Ig domain protein zig-8 (gene dpr1). Gene Ontology annotation, cellular component: neuron projection membrane. Lineage: Eukaryota; Metazoa; Arthropoda; Insecta; Diptera; Culicidae. Gene Ontology annotation, biological process: synapse organization. The coding region runs from base 1203 to 2195 and encodes 330 amino acids. The record is from RefSeq and is a predicted model, not a curated record. The transcript has 11 exons.